AUGGCCGGCGAGUUCUUCAACAGCUGGGCGCUGUGGCAGAAGAUGACCUUUGUCCUUGCUUGUCUCAUUGUCGCCACUAUCCUUGCUGGUUGCCUGAAACUGGCAUGGAUCAACCACAAGAACAAGCACUACAUCGCUGUAGCAGCUCAGAAGCAGGAGCAAGCUCAUUUAGCACCGCAAACCGUGGAGAGGCAGACCAACGAAGACGAGGAGAAGGCGAUACCUUUUGGCAUCCGGGCUAUUGAAAGCGGAAUUGAGGUCGAAGGACCUCCGGCACCGGACUUCCCCAACCAGCGGCGUCACAGCUCCUACAUCCGUCGUUAUCUCGGCCAAGCCGCUCGCGCUCGAAGGAACCGAGCUUUCCCGAACCUGCUGCCGCUGGACAAGGCUCAGCAUCAAGCAGUAGGGCAUCUUCACCCACACAUUCUUCAUCUGCUGCGCCACCUGCCCGGCAGCAUAGGCGUCCUCCAUCUUCUUUCUGAUGAGGGCGGCACAUCGAAGAGGAAGUCCGAAUCCUUGCGGACAUCAAGCAGCGCCAGCGACUAUGAGCAUAUACCUGCUUUCCAGUUCACCAAAGAGAGCCCGACCCUGGAUUCAUCAGACCCCGCCUCUGUCAGUUCACAAAUCCGUCCCGGCGACAGGGGUCUCAGCCUCGACCUACUGCAAAGCCAUCGUCUAUCACACGUUGCCGAAACUGGGCAGCUUACACCCCGUGUUCGGCACCCUCGACCUGGCUCCGGACUUACUCCUACGCAUGGUUCUGAAGGUGGCUCUGGUAGCGCUGUAGACACUACAAAGGUUAAUGCUGUCAAGCCUGAUGCGGUUGACCACACAUGGCCCAAACGGAAUGGUUCCUCAAGCUCGGAGACCUCUGCGAAAAGCACACUGGAUCACUCUGUCUCAACACCGCCUUCCUCGCCUUCUUCAUCUACGCCCACACAGCCAUCGCCAUAUGCACCCCUGCAUUUCUCGUACGAGGAGGACAUGGCAGACACUUCCCUUCCUGUGCAAACCGCACAGAAUCAAAGGAUGUCUCAGGUCCUCCGCAAAGUGAACUCUGGGUUCGAGAUUCUCCGACCAGGCACUCUAGGACCUAAUCCAGUGGACAUGUCCCUCGACGUCGAUCUUGAGGCUGGAGAAAAGCGUCAGCAAAGACGUCUGCAGAAGAAGCGGAGGACGUCCUCGGACCACAAGUCGUUCAUCGCUGCCGAGAGGAGCUAA
Messenger RNA from Coniosporium apollinis CBS 100218, 1221 nucleotides. RefSeq lists its product as uncharacterized. The transcript has 5 exons. The record is from RefSeq and is a predicted model, not a curated record. The coding region runs from base 1 to 1221 and encodes 406 amino acids. Lineage: Eukaryota; Fungi; Ascomycota; Dothideomycetes.